GUGCGAAAGAUGUCGCCACAUGUUCAUAUAUCUAAUCAUUGAAUUCUCUUUUUUUCAUAAUUAAAAUAUUUUAGUAUUAUAUUUAUUAAUUUUUCAAUCAAAUAAAAAGUGUGUGAUCAAUAAUAUAACAAACAUCAUAAUAUCGUCGAAAAAAUCAAAGAAAGAUGCAUAUAGAAAAAGAAUUUGAAGAUGAUAUUAAAAGUGAUGCUGGAGGAAAUUCAGGAUGGGCAGAUGCUAUGCGUAAAAUUCUACAAACAAAAAAGCCAAAACGUAAAAAGACAAUAGUUUUAUCAAAAGCGAAAAGGUUAUGUGAUAUAAAAGAGAAAGAAGAUAAAGAAAGUUCAUUAGAUAUUGAGAAAAUAAAAGAAGAAGUAAAAGAAGAAAUAAAAGAAGAAAAAGAUGUUGUUAAAAAACCACAGUUAAAGGAAAAGAAGUUAGGUAUUAGAGUAAAACCAAGUAUAAUGGAUAGAGAACGUGAGAGAACAUUACAAAAAAUUGCUACAAAAGGUGUAGUACAAUUAUUUAAUGCCGUUAAACAACAGCAAGGUGAAAUUAAUAAAAAGUUAUCCGAAGCUGGCCCAUUAGAAAGGAAACGUGAACAAGUAUUAAGAAGUAUUGAUAAGACUAAAUUUUUGGAUGUUCUUAUGGGAGGAAGUAAAAGUAUUCCAGUAGAUAAUGAUGUAAAAAAUGAAGAGCAAGAAAAUAAAAAGCUUGAAAAGAAAAAAGAUAAAGAAACUUGGAGCGUGUUGAGAGAAGAUUUUGUAAUGGGAACAAAAUUAAAAGAUUGGGAUCGUAAAGAACAAGACGAAGAUUCUUCAGCAGUUGAAGAUAUGGAUAGUGAUGAUUAAAUUGUAAAAAAAAAUGUAUAAAAUAUUUAUGUAAAUAUAAGAAAUAAUUCAUAUAAAAUUUA
Apis mellifera (honey bee) is the source of this 910-nucleotide messenger RNA. Its product is annotated as RRP15-like protein. Gene Ontology annotation, biological process: maturation of 5.8S rRNA; maturation of LSU-rRNA. The transcript is spliced from 2 exons. Lineage: Eukaryota; Metazoa; Arthropoda; Insecta; Hymenoptera; Apidae. The coding region runs from base 165 to 848 and encodes 227 amino acids. Gene Ontology annotation, cellular component: preribosome, large subunit precursor. The record is from RefSeq and is a predicted model, not a curated record.